AUGAGGAAGCAGUUUCCUAAGGAAUAUCGCUUCUUCCCGGACACCUGGAUCCUGCCUACGGACAUGUCCGACUUCAAGCAGCAGUUUAACACUGUCAAGAAGCAGACCUUCAUCAUCAAGCCUGACAAUGGCUGCCAGGGAAAGGGCAUCUUCCUGAUCCGUGAUGUCGAGAAGGUUCCGGUGGAUUUCUCCUCCACUCACGUGGCACAGAGGUACAUCAACAAGCCGCUCCUCCUGGACGGUUACAAGUUUGAUGUCCGGCUCUAUGUCCUGGUCAGCGGCUGCGAUCCCCUGCGGAUUUUCUUGCACAGGAGAGGUCUUGUGCGACUAGCAUCCGAGCAGUACGUGGAGCCCACCAAAGGCAAUCUGUCUGAGGUGAUGAUGCACUUGACAAACUAUGCCAUCAACAAGAGCAAUCCCAACUUCGAGGAGAACACCGACCCCGACGACGCUCAGGAUGGCCACAAGCGGAGCUGGGAGGCGGUGCAGGAGCACUUGCGGCAGGAGGGCCACGACGUGGACACCUUGGUCCUGGAGAUCGAGGACUUGAUUGUCAAGACCCUCAUUGCCGUCCAGCCUAGCCUCUCCCACUUCUACCACAGUUGCCAGCCUGAAGAACUGCACAAUGGCAUGUGCUUUGAGAUCUUGGGCUUCGACGUGAUGUUGGACCAGAAGUUGCAGCCGUGGCUUUUAGAGGUCAACCACGCGCCCUCUUUCGCCACAGAGUCCGAGCUUGACCGCAUCGUCAAAGAGGAGGUGCUGCGGGAUAGCUUCAGCCUCUUGGACCUGAACCCGGACGUGCGGCGCCAGAAGAAGCGGGAGGCCCGCGAGAGGAUGGAGCAGCGAGCUAUGGGCAUUGCCAAGAAGCACUGCAUUGAAGACCGUAUCGCUCAGGAGCGCGAGGUGGCACUCUUCCGGACGGAAUGGGAAGACAGCCACCUGGCGGCUACCAUGAGUGGGUACAAGCGGCUUUAUCCAUCACCUGAGAAGGAGAAGGAGUACUGGCAGGUGCACGAUGCGGCCAUCAACAUUUGGGAAAUGCUGAUGGGUGGCACCUUUCGACGGGCGGUCCGCUUGUGCGACCCCUUGGACCGGCCGCCCAUCGAGGAUCGGGCGGAGAGCAAGGCCCGCGCACACUCGGCCAAGCCAGGGCCUGAGGAGCCCAAGGAGACGGUGCCCAAGCGCACCGCCGAGGAGAUACGCGAGGUGGUCGAGCGCUUGGCCCAAGGCUGCAGCGCUCGGCGCCGCGCCCGGCGCCGCAAGGAGGAUGAGAAAGAGGAGCCAGCUGCAGGCUUUCAGGGCAUGGAGGAGGCUCCUCCAGCAGCGGAGAAGAGGACUCAGGCCAAUCGGUACAUUGACGUGCAGGUGGGCGAUGUCAUCCGGGUCCAAACCAACCUCGGCUGGGAGACCGUGACCGUGAGGGCCAAGCGGCAGGGCACUGGAAAGAUCGACAUCCAGUUCAAGGAUGGCGAGUACAUGCGCUCGGUGAUGCCGCGGAUCCUGCGGACCUCCGAAGGCCUCGCGGUCAAGGAGACGGCGCCGGAGGCAGAGAAGGAGAAGGCGUCCCCUCUGCCGCCGGCGCGGCAGGUGCGUUACAAUCCCCAAGCCGGAGCACCGGCGCCGGUGCCGACCUCCGCCAGUGGGGCGGUGCCCCAGAAGUUGGCCGGGUACAAGGGAGGCGCUGCAAAUGCCGGUGCCGGGACGGCCGCGGCCGGCGCCCGCGGAUUUCCCUUGGCUGACGAUUCACCCAGGGAAAUGCCCCAGGGCGCCCACGACGCACUGGCGGGCGUCUUGCUGGAGGGCUGCGGCGUGGAACGGGAGUCCCGGGAGGUUCGAGAGCCUCGAGAGAAGGAGGUCAAAGAGCGAGAUCGAGACCCCCGCGAGUCUCCCGUCUACUCAGGCGAAACGCCCGCGUUGCCGGGGGCCGUGCCAAGCCAAAGCAUGAGCGCGCAAGGUAGGGUGCGGAACCCGACGACCUCCUCGCGGGCGCCAGCCGCGCGCCUGAAGCAGCAGCUUCAGCAGCUCAUCAGCCAGCGCCCGAUCAUUGCUCCCAAGGUGGGCCGAAGUGGCUCGGUGCCGCGGAACGGGAACUCUGAGCCGUCACAAGGGCAUGGCCUGAGCGGCCUGGUGGGCUCCGCCCUCCAAGUGCGCUCUGACUCCAAGGCUGCCAGGAGGCGAUCCUCUGAUUCCUAG
Messenger RNA from Effrenium voratum, 2193 nucleotides. Lineage: Eukaryota; Dinophyceae; Suessiales; Symbiodiniaceae. The record is from the annotation of a GenBank genome assembly.